CAAAACCCUCGUAUACCCUCGACACACCUGCCCUCAAACUAUGGCGAAAAGGAGCAGCAGGGAGUAGCUCCCAAAUGUCUCGCCUCCUCCCGCGCCGCCACUUCUCCUCCUCUCCCCCAGCCGCCGCCUCCCUCGGUGAGCUCGCCUCCCUCCUCGCCGCCGGGCGCUUCCACCGCUCCGUGGACCUCGCCAAGUCCUUCCUCUCCUCCCAUCCCCCCGGCUCUUCCGCUGCUGAGCUCUACCGCGCCCUCGCCGCCACCCCCGCCGCCACUACCGACACCCAGGACGACCCGCGGCCCCAUGCCUUCCUCUGCGAUGCCGCCUCCGCCCUCGUAGUCGCCUCCGCGCGCCUCCGCCUCCCCGACGGCGCGCUCCACCUGCUCUCCCUUCUCGCCGGCGCGGGGGCCAACGCCGGCGUGCGCGCGCCGCUGCCUUCGCUCUCGUCAUGCAACCUUCUCCUGGAGUCCCUACUCUCCCUCAGCCGCCACGCCGACGCGCGCGCCGCGUUCGAUCUCCUCGUGGCCUCCGGGGCGCGCCCGGACACCUUCGCGUGGAACAAGGCCGUUCAGGCGUGCGUCGCCGCGGGCGACCUCGACGAGGCCGUCGGCAUGCUGCGCCGGAUGGGCCGCGACGGCGCGCCGCCCCCCGACGCGUUCUCGUACAACGUGGUCAUCGCUGGGCUGUGGAGGGCUGGGAAGGGCAGCGACGCCCUGCAGAUGUUCGAUGAAAUGACGGAGCGGGGCGUCGUGCCGAAUCGGAUCACCUACAACACAAUGAUUGAUGGGCACGUCAAGGGUGGGGACUUGGAGGCUGGUUUCAGGCUGCGGGAUCGUAUGCUGCGUGAUGGGCCAAGGCCGAAUGUGAUCACGUACAAUGUGCUCCUGUCAGGGCUGUGCCGUGCCGGAAGGAUGGGCGAUACAAGAACCUUGUUGAAUGAGAUGGCAUCACAAAGCAUGUUGCCAGAUGGUUUUACAUAUAGCAUUUUGUUUGAUGGUCUCUCAAGAACUGGAGACUCAUGGAUCAUGCUUUCCUUGUUUGGAGAGUCUUUGAAGAAGGGUGUCAUGAUUGAGGCUUACACUUGCAGUAUCUUCCUGAAUGGUCUAUGCAAAGAUGGUAAGGUUGCAAAGGCAGAACAGGUAUUGGAGAUGUUGGUACACACAGGACUGGUCCCAACAAGAGUUAUCUACAAUACUCUAAUCAAUGGUUAUUGUCAGAAUCAGGACCUUCAAGGGGCCUUCUCCAUCUUUGAGCAGAUGAAAUCACGUCACAUUAGGCCAGAUCACAUCACUUAUAAUGCACUAAUAAAUGGUUUGUGUAAGGCGGAAAUGAUCACCAAAGCAGAGGAUUUGGUGAUGGAGAUGGAGAAGGGCGGAGUGGACCCAAGUGUGGAAACUUUCAAUACACUGAUUGACGCUUAUGGCAGGGCUGGGCAACUCGAGAAAUGUCUCAUUGUUCUAUCUGAUAUGCAAGAGAAGGGGAUAAAGUCAAAUGUUGUCUCUUUUGGUUCAGUUGUCAAUGCUUUCUGCAAGAACGGAAAGAUCCCGGAAGCUGUAGCUAUCUUGGAUGAUAUGUCACAUAAAGAUGUUUUACCAAAUGCACAGGUGUACAACUCUAUCAUAGAUGCUUAUGUAGAGUCUGGUGCCACUGAGCAGGCUUUUGUUCUAGCUGAGAAGAUGAAGAGUUGUGGGGUAUCUGCAAGUAUAGUUACCUACAACUUGCUUUUGAAAGGCCUUUGCAAAAACUCACGGAUGGCUGAAGCUGAAGAAUUGAUUUACAGCUUAAGAAAACAUGGACUGACACCAGAUGUUGUCAGCUAUAAUACUCUAAUAUCAGCAUGCUGCAACAUGGGUAAUACUGAUAGAGCUUUGGAGCUUCACCAAGAAAUGCACAGGUAUGGCAUUAAACCUACACUGAGAACAUACCAUAUGCUUCUCAGUGCAUUGGGUGGUGCAGGGAGAGUACAUGAGAUGGAAAGUCUCUAUCAGCAAAUGUUGCACAAGAAUGUUGCGCCUACUGGUACCAUAUAUGGUAUCAUGGUCGAUACCUACGUGAGAUGUGGGAAUGAAUCUAAGGUAGAAGCUCUGAAGAAGGAAAUGUCAGAAAAAGGAAUAACCAUUGAUGACACAGAAAGAACUAACUGUAAGCUGGAUAGGAGUAUAGCAAUUCCAAUUUGAUUGCAUUGUUUCGAAAUGAACAUGCAGGACUGCCUUGUAUUAAUAGAGAGAAAGGAGUUUCAGAGUUAAGAGUUUAAUUGUACAGAGACAAAAAGAAAAUGGCAAUAUGGGGUUGUAGAAGAUGCUAGCAGCUAAGUGCUAGUAUAGGUUGCACUGAACUUUUUGCUCCUGCCAAGACUCAGUUCAUUACUUUGUUCUUUGAUCUUCGCUAGCUGUUUGGUUGGGCUAGUUAGAAAUACCAGGCGGAUUAGAGCGCCUAUGCCGCGCUUGUUUUUUUGUUGCACAGAGCAUGACAAAAGAAGGCCGAAAAAAUUGAGUUCACUAAUUUUGGACAUCUCAAUAUUUAUAUUUAACACAUUCAUUUAAUUAUAAAGAAAACAAUAGUACUUUCAUGCAUGCACAUAUUUUUAGUAUCUAGACGACAAUAAUACGAACCUAACAAAAUUUGUUUAAUAUUUUUUGAGUUUUAGAUAUUUUUCUUUACAUUUUAGAUUAUUUUAGCUGAUUUAUCAAUAUAACUAAUAUUCAUUUCGACACUUUUCUAGAAUUUCCCGAAAAUGAAAAUUAUAUUAUACGUAUAUGUAUUUGUAUAUAUAUGUACACAUGUGGGACCCACAUAAACAGUACCUAUAGUGGCUUGACCCCUGGUUGGUCUCCGAUUCUUGGCCCUUUAAUAUAUGUAAUAGAUUCCUCUGGUUUUGGAAAACAUGGAUGCCCUUUAAUCUUCGCUACAAGGAUGACAGCGGACACUAUUUUGAAUUUUUUGUCACUGUUGCUCAAGGACAGAGUGGAGCAUUUUUUUAGGGAAAUACAGUAGGGGAAGCACCUACUGUGGUAUAUAUUUAUGUGUAAGAGGUCAAAAGAACAGGGAACAGAGAAAAUAAAAAC
Phragmites australis (common reed) is the source of this 3062-nucleotide messenger RNA. RefSeq names its product pentatricopeptide repeat-containing protein At5g12100, mitochondrial-like. The transcript has 2 exons. Gene Ontology annotation, molecular function: protein binding. The record is from RefSeq and is a predicted model, not a curated record. NCBI's taxonomy places the organism in Eukaryota, Viridiplantae, Streptophyta, Magnoliopsida, Poales, Poaceae. The coding region runs from base 75 to 2174 and encodes 699 amino acids.